This is a messenger RNA of Erigeron canadensis, 2096 nucleotides long. RefSeq lists its product as uncharacterized. NCBI's taxonomy places the organism in Eukaryota, Viridiplantae, Streptophyta, Magnoliopsida, Asterales, Asteraceae. The transcript has 9 exons. The record is from RefSeq and is a predicted model, not a curated record. The coding region runs from base 109 to 1863 and encodes 584 amino acids.
UUAAUUAUCACCCCUUUGACUCCACGACACGCUAUAAUCAUCAUCUUUUCUAGCUUCUAAAUUUCCCCCAAAAUAUAUAUAUAUACUUAUUUAUAAAAAAUCUCCUCGAUGAUGAUUCAUCAUUCUCAAACUCACACCGCCACCGCCAUUGUAUCCAAUCUCCAAAUGCCACUGUCAACUUCCUCCGUCCUCCUCCUCCGCCGUCUCUCCUCUCACCACCACCACCACCUCCGUUUCCGCCGUCUUCUUCCGUCUACCCGUUUAACUUCAGUCAGGGCUUUCUCUUCUAAUGAUACGGAUUCCGAUAUCCAAAUCAACGGCGAAAAGGUCUCUAAUAAGCCUCCGAUAUGUACUGCCGAUGAGCUUCAUUAUGUUUCUGUUCAAAAUUGUGACUGGAAACUUGCCUUGUGGCGUUAUCAUCCUUCUCCACAGGCGAAAUUAAGAAAGCAUCCGUUGUUGUUGUUAUCAGGAGUGGGCACGAAUGCUAUCGGUUAUGAUCUUUCGCCGGAGUCUUCAUUUGCUCGUUACAUGUGUGAACAAGGAUUUGACACAUGGAUUCUCGAGGUUCGAGGAGCUGGUUUAAGCAUACAUGGUUCAAAUCCUAAAGAAAUUGAACAAUCUGCCCAUGCAAUAUCUGAGCAGAUGGAAGCUACUACUGCAACUGGAGUAGAAAGUGCUCGAUUUGAUUCACAACCUUCAAAUAAUAAGGAAAGCGUCCUGACAGAAUCAAGAUUUGCUAUUAUUAAUAAAGACCCAGCAGGACUACCAACUAUCUGGGAGGAUUCGGUACUUGUAACCAAGUUGACUGAAACAUUUAUAACUUUGGCCAAUAGAGUAUCUGGCUUUCUCAGUGAAGGUCAAUCUAGACUAAUUUCUGCAAAAUUGUUUGACCAGUUUUCAAAGCUAGUUGGGGAUUCUUUUCUUGCAGAACGGUUUAAUGAGAUAAAGAAAAACCUUUUAAGUUUGUUGGAAGUGAGACAAAACUCUGCUGUUGCAACCCAGAUAAAGGAUCUGAGUGAAAACCUAAUUAAUAUAAUUGAAGAAGGUCAGCGUACUGUAUCACCCCCAUUGUUUGACUUGCAUGAUCGUUUGAUCACAACCAUUGAAGAUUUUCAAAAUCAGCUGGAGUUGAUUGUCAAAUAUGAUUGGGAUUUUGAUCACUACCUUGAAGAGGAUGUGCCUGCUGCGAUGAAAUAUAUAAAGGCUCAUACUCAACCAGAGGAUGGUAAACUGCUUGCGGUUGGACACUCUAUGGGGGGAAUUUUACUGUAUUCUAUGUUAUCACGAUAUGGCUCUGAAGGACGGGAACCAGAGUUAGCGGCUAUUGUUACUUUGGCAUCUUCACUCGACUAUACAUCCUCAAAAUCUACACUCAAGUUACUAAUGCCACUUGCUGAUCCUGCAAAAGCUCUUAAUGUGCCUAUUAUUCCUUUAGGGGCGAUGCUAACCGCUGCUUAUCCUUUUACAUCUAGUCCUCCGUAUGUGUUGUCAUGGCUUAACCACAUGAUAUCGGCACAAGACAUGAUGCAUCCUGAGCUAUUGAAAAAGCUUGUUUUGAACAACUUCUGUACCAUACCUGCAAAACUUUUAUUGCAGUUGGCAUCAGCCUUGCGUGAGCGUGGUUUGUGUGACCGGAGUGGGAAGUUUUUCUAUAAGGAUCAUAUUCACAAAAUCAAUAUCCCGGUUUUGGCCAUUGCAGGUGAUCGAGAUGCAAUUUGCCCCCCUGAAGCUGUACUGGAAACAACAAAGCUGAUCCCUGAGAAUUUGGUUACAUAUAAACUUUUUGGUGAACCAGAUGGCUCACAUUACGCCCAUUAUGAUUUGGUUGGGGGGCGAUUGUUGCUGAAGUCUAUCCCUGUGUAGUACAAUUUUUAAUCCAACAUGACCAGGAAUGAUUAUAAGUAGCUUUUUAUCAAAGAUCAAUGAAGCGUCCUAUGUUUGCUGCUCCUUUUGUUGGAAUGUAUAUAGCCCGUGAAUUAUUCUUGUAUAAUCUGUUCAUAGCUGAAUGUUUUUUGAAUUUAUUGGUAAAUUUGCUGAAUGAAGAGACCGGUAGAAAGGUAUUAUUUGAAGCAAAGAGAACGUGAAUUGUUUACUCA